This is a messenger RNA of Cooperia oncophora, 372 nucleotides long. The record is from the annotation of a GenBank genome assembly. Lineage: Eukaryota; Metazoa; Nematoda; Chromadorea; Rhabditida; Trichostrongylidae.
AUGAACGAGAACAUUAAAGAUUGGUCGGCGGGACUUACUGCAUACAUCCAUGCCAGGAAGUUUCCGCAAACUGGCAAGAAAGCGAUGAGCCAGCGCUAUUUCGGAUCAAUGGUGGCUGACGUCCAUCGAACACUUCUUUACGGCGGCAUAUGUUUAUAUCCACCGACAAAAGAUGCUCCGAACGGAGAGCUCCGUCUCCUGUGCCAAUGCGCUCCAAUAGCCUUCAUUGUAGAGCAGGCAGGAGGUCAUGCUACGUCGGGGAAGCGUCCCAUACUACACAUUACUCCCAAGGAUAUCCACCAGAGAUGUCCUUUCUACGUUGGGAGCAAGAAGGACGUAGAAGAGCUGCUCACAUACCUUGAUAAAGAGUAA